AUGGCGAAGUCGAUGAGAUGUAAGAGAGAGAAGAGGCUGAGAGCCAUUCGGCGAGAGAUGGUGGAGCCCUACUACGACAAGAAAGACGAAGCUAAGCUCGCUGCCCAGGAAGCUGCCCUCGCUGCCCCUAAGCUGCCUGUACGGCCGCCUCCUAAAUCCGCUUCUGCUAUGGAGGUCACUACAACUGACAACGCUACGGCCUCAACAAGCAACAUGGAUGUGGAUAUGGUCGGUGGCAAUCAAAGAGUGAACUUUUUGAAGCCUGGUGGUGGGAUAGGCAAGAAAUCCAAGAGGGUAUUUAAGGUGGGUAAAAGAAGGCGUCAAGGCAAGGGGGGCAAGGUUAAGAAGCGUCAUAUAUAA
Prunus armeniaca (apricot) is the source of this 360-nucleotide messenger RNA. The record is from the annotation of a GenBank genome assembly. Lineage: Eukaryota; Viridiplantae; Streptophyta; Magnoliopsida; Rosales; Rosaceae.